This is a messenger RNA of Salvia splendens (bonfire salvia), 793 nucleotides long. Its product is annotated as structure-specific endonuclease subunit SLX1. Lineage: Eukaryota; Viridiplantae; Streptophyta; Magnoliopsida; Lamiales; Lamiaceae. The record is from RefSeq and is a predicted model, not a curated record. The transcript has 3 exons. Bases 63 to 608 code for a protein of 181 amino acids.
AUAUAUCCUAUUUCUUUAAUUCAUUUCCUUUUCCGAUAUUCAACCAAACGGCACCUUCGAUCAUGGCGACGCCAUUGUCGAGAACAUUCAGAUCAGUGAAACCCCAUUCAAAUACUGUUCUUCCCUUUGCCAAAACACCCAUUUCAUCUGAAUUCCCACCAAUUAUUUUGCCCCAAGUCAAAUCUCCGGAGAAACCCUCAUCACCCGCUACAACAUCUCCACCUAAGAAUCCUUGGACUGUUUAUCUAAUCCUCUCCACCAAUCCGCCCAUCAAGACUUAUGUCGGUGUCACCAAUAAUUUCUCUCGCCGCUUGAAACAGCACAACGGAGAGUUAAUAGGUGGCGCAAAAGCCUCGACUGCUGGAAGGCCGUGGACUUGUGCAUGUCUUAUACAGGGAUUUGCGGAUAAAUGUAAAGCUUAUCAAUUUGAAGCAAAGUGGAAAAGCAUCUCAAAAAAAUUGCCGCGGAAAAGAAGUGGCAAGAAUCAGGAGCAAGCAGAGAAUUCGCAGCACUUGCUAUUACAACAUAGAUAUGCAGCUCUAAAUCAACUCAGGGAUUUCAUUUAUUGCAGUGAUUUGGAUAUCAACUGGCACUUGGAUCCGACAUAAUUCGUUAACUAUAACAAACUUCAAGUUGAGUUCGUUGGUCAGAUACACCACAGCUCUAAGCGGAAUAAUACUCUGGAUUAAACAGAUUUAGUUGAACUAUAACUUAUGAUUAACUCUCAGGAACAUUAUUUUAUCUCUUACUUUAUUCUCACUACUUCAUUCAGUUUUCUACUUUAUUCUCUCUA